GCGCUGGGCCGCCUGGCGCCGCCGUUGCUGGCCAAGAGCCUGGAGCCGGUCUCCUGGAGCGCCGCCAACGCCAAAUUCAUGUCCGGCACAGGGCUGGUGAUUUACCCAGAAAUUGGGGACAAGCUGGACAUCAUCUGUCCGAAGGCAGAGCCAUCCAAACCGUAUGAAUAUUACAAACUGUACCUUGUGAAACGGGACCAAGCCGAGUUCUGCAGCACCAUCAUGGACCCAAAUGUGUUGGUGACCUGCAACAGGCCUGAGCUGGAAAUCCGUUUUACCAUCAAAUUUCAGGAGUUCAGCCCCAACUAUAUGGGCUUGGAAUUCAAAAGACACCAGGAUUACUUUAUCACAUCCACGUCCAAUGGGUCCCUUGAGGGCUUGGAGAACCGAGAAGGCGGGGUGUGCCAAACACACUCCAUGAAGAUCAUCAUGAAAGUGGGACAAGAUCCCAAUGCGGUGAUGCCAGAGCAGCUGACCACAAGCCGGCCCAGCAAGGAUUCAGGCAGUGCGGGGAACAUCGCCACACAAAGCCCCCAUCACAGAUUCCCCUCCGUGGUGGAGGUCCCAGGGAAGCCAGACCCUGUUAACCAAGAUGGCCAGGAUACCCAAAGACCAACCGAUGGAUUCUUCAGCUCCAAGGUGGCCGUGUUUGCUGCGAUCGGGGCUGGCUGCGUCAUUUUCAUCCUCAUCCUCAUCUUCCUCAUUGUCCUGCUCAUCAAGAUCCGAAAACGGCAUCGGAAGCACACGCAGCAGCGGGCGGCGGCCCUGUCGCUCAGCACCCUGGCCAGCCCCAAGAGCAGCGGCAACGCCGGCUCCGAGCCCAGCGACAUCAUCAUCCCUUUGCGGACUACAGAGAACAACUACUGCCCUCAUUAUGAGAAAGUCAGCGGAGACUACGGGCACCCAGUCUACAUAGUCCAGGAGAUGCCCCCCCCAAAGCCCAGCUAACAUUUAUUACAAGGUCUGAGGACAAACCUUGCCACCCCCACCGCAAAAGCCCUUCAGGUGCUAGGCGAGAGGAGGAGGAGGAGGGUCUGCUUGCCCCCUCAAGCACUCCCCUCCCUUGAUUAGCAUUUAGCCUUGUAAGUUUGGAGCUUUUGAGACCCAGGAUUUGAGGGUGUGGGGUGUCCUCUUGCUGCCCCCUCCACUCCCAGCGCGCUUUGUGGCCCUCACUUGGGCUCUGUGCCUUUCUCCCUCUUGAACCUACCCGGGAAGCCCCACAAUGGUCGCCGCUGCGCUUUGGGGGUAGAUUUUCCAGCUCCUCGUCAUCAUUUCAUUUGGGGGGAGGGGUCAUUGUUGGGAGGGAAGCCACACCAAGCCUGGCACUCCAAAGGAGCGGGGUCAUGCCAGUCCCUGCGGGGCAGAGCUUUCGGCGUGCUGAGAAAGGAGUCUGCCUAACCCCAUCUUUUAUAUAUAUAUAUAUAUAUAUAUAUAUAUUAUAAUUCUAAAGUAUUUUUUGUAACUUUUUAAAAAAUUGCGAAAGAUUGGACUUGUGAUCUGCCUCCUGCAGUUUCCCAGCACAAGCUCAUCUGCAGUCCUUCCCCCCCUCCCCCUUCCCGCGUCUCGGGCCUCAUCCACUCAUCCCACUGGACAGUCUUGUGCUCUGUGUCUGCUGCGAGAAAUGUGGACCUUUCUUCAUUUUGGUUCUUUUUGCUAAUUUAUGAAACAAAAAACACAAACCUGCAAAGUUUGCAAUGGUCAGAGAACCUAGUUCUGGAAACCAACCAGAAGUGGGUGUCAAGGGGUGGGCUGCUGUUUGUGCCCACCAGAGCAGCUGCCCUCCCAGGCCGUGGCGCAGAUGCGCGAGGGGACUGUGAUGCCCAGGGCAGGGGUCUCCCUGAAUUCCCGAUUCCGUGACCCAGAAGAGGGGAAUGAAGGGAAAGCAUCCAUAGUCCCUUCCAGAAAGCCCAUGAAAGGAAGCUCAGCUUUUGGCUAUUUGGGGAUUCAGGAGGAGGAGGAGCAACAGACCCCCCCUCCCCCCUGCUUGGAUCUGGUCUCUUUAGUGCCCAAUUGCAGAAUGUGGUAAUCAAAAACCCCUUCCCCCACCCCAAUUUCUUUUAUCCAGCCACCCAUCCCAGAGCUCUUCAUUGGUUCGCUUCCUGCCAGUCAUAUUAAUUCUAAUGGUGAUUCCUGUGGCCUGCAAGGGCCCUUCAUGGGAAAGAAAGCCCCUCUGGGCUCAGCUCUCCCAGUGGGUUGCGGAUGUCAGGGGGCAAGUGCCAGCCAAAGCCUCCAGGGAAGGGAAGAGUCCCCCCCAUCUGCCCUGAAGAGGGAGUCUCCCCCUCCCUUGGGGUUCGGAAUGAAGCAGGGGGGGGCAUUCCCCCUCACACCUGCUUGGCUGCAGCAUCCCGGGCUCCACACCCUUCCACGUCCACCUUGCACCUGUCAUGCCAGAAGCCUUACUUUGCACGGAGAGGACUCUGCGCCUCUUGCUCUGCGCUUGCAUGUCUCACCCUCCACGCCUCCUUUCCAUGCACGCCUCCUUCAUCGAACCCGGUUGCAGCUCACUGUCUGCCCCCACCCCCCACCCCAGGCCGACCAGCCCCACAGCAAGGCCCCACGGCCAGCCUUCUGCCUGGCAGCCGACUGCUAGUCUGCCUCGGCCACCCCAGAGAAGAUUGCAUGGCUAGCCCUGUGCGGCCCUCGUUGGCCUGUCUGCCUUCUGGAGACCGACUUUUGCAAUAAACUGGUCCAGUCAGUCAGGGUGGGGUGGGGGUGGGGAUAGAGGGGCUCUUCCGCCUGUCUGACCAGUUGUCCAUCCUCAGAGACAGGCCCUUUGGUCCCUCCCCAUCAGCAUUUCUACGCAGGAUAUGAAGUGGGUGUGUCUGUCCAUCCGUCUGUCCAUCUGUGUAAGGGCUUAGGUUAAUUGUGCACUUUGAGGCGUGUUCAGUAGAGAUCAGCCAAGAAUUCCAAGUUUCUCAGGGCUCCACAGAUAAUCGACAGGUAAUUUUUAGUAGCGGUAGUAAGUAGUAGUAGUAGCAGCUUUUUUUUUCUUUCAAAUGUAAAGACUCUUCCCGUGGCCCCUUAUUAUCUUACACCCAGUGGUAGGGGCCCUUAGAUGGGAGAGGCGUCCCGAAAGGAGGGGCUUUUAGCCAUCUGCCAAAUUGUGGAAGUGGCGUGUCAGAGGUCAAGGUUGGAAGUGCUGACCCUCAUGGGCUCUGGAGCCCUCUGGGGAAGGGAACAGGGACACACACACCCCAGUUGAAAAGAAAGAGACGGGGGAUGGGGGAGGAGGAGAAGAGGGAUUGUAUGAUUCCAAGCAUAAACAUGUAAAUUUUACACAGGGUGCGAGCAAAAAUAGGGAGAGAGAUAAGAUGCCAACUGCAGUCCUUAAUGCAGGCACUCAAGAAAACCAAUUUACAGUCUGGACAUCAUAGGAAUUCGGCACGGAUUAUUUUCCUUGGUGUGCAGAAAUGGAAACCUGGGUGAUGUCCCCCUUCCUGCUCCAC
Messenger RNA from Thamnophis elegans (Western terrestrial garter snake), 3446 nucleotides. It is a transcript of the gene EFNB1, whose product is annotated as ephrin B1. Gene Ontology annotation, molecular function: ephrin receptor binding. Gene Ontology annotation, biological process: ephrin receptor signaling pathway; axon guidance. Gene Ontology annotation, cellular component: plasma membrane. Bases 79 to 948 code for a protein of 289 amino acids. The transcript has 5 exons. The record is from RefSeq and is a predicted model, not a curated record. Lineage: Eukaryota; Metazoa; Chordata; Lepidosauria; Squamata; Natricidae.